Messenger RNA from Acaulospora morrowiae, 311 nucleotides. The record is from the annotation of a GenBank genome assembly. NCBI's taxonomy places the organism in Eukaryota, Fungi, Glomeromycota, Glomeromycetes, Diversisporales, Acaulosporaceae.
AUGUCGGGACGAGCUUUCAGAAAAGCCAUAAACAAAGAGUACGAACUCGCUUCGAAACGUAAGAAUGCUGUUGACUCAAAUGAGGUGCUAGAGGAAGAGGAAUCUGACCACGAACCUCCAAAAAAGAAUUUGUUUGAUUUGCUCAACCAAGACGGUGAUGAUGUCGAGGAUCAAAACUCUGAAGAAAACGAAGAUAAAAUUCAAGAAAAGAAUAUUGCAGAGGAACCGGAUAAAAAAUCAAAGGCAGGGAAAAAGGUUGAAGAGAUGAGUGAUACCGAGUUAGAAAGGUUGAUCAGAGAAGUCUCGGACAA